AUGGAUCAGAAGCUUUUUGAGAGAUUUCAAAAAGCUAGGAUAGCGCUGGGGCAAGAUAAAGCCGUUGGCGGAAGGUCUAAGAUAUGCGCUGUUACGAAACGGGCUAACAGGUUUAAAUAUAGGUCCAAAGAUGCUGCAAACGAACCAGGUGCCUCAAAAGGUUACUUCAACGCUGUUAGUGUCGCAGCAGAUAGAUUUCCAGGUUUCAAUAUGCAUAAUUCGCAGCAGUUCUUAAAAAAUGUUGAAGAUAUUGUUUGUCGAACAAGAGAAGGGAUGUUCCAAUGGGAUAUACGUUGGUUAAACCCGCCGGAAAUAGCAUCCAGGGGUUGGGUGGUAAUGAAUGCUCAAGGGGUGGUUUUGGAGCUUCAUUGUAGAUGCUGCCAAAAGCAUCUAAUGCUAGACCUUAAUGACGAAGAUUCAGAAGAUGACGUCCGAGAGCAAUAUCACGUGAUGCUCAGUAACCAACAUAGUAUGAGAUGCCCAUGGCGUACAGCAAGCGUCGAUCUCAGGAAACAUUACAUUUUGAGUGACAUAAAUGUUUCGCUUGAUCUGCAGCGUAUUUCAGAUGCGUUGCGGCUAAUAAGUGCAUUAGAUGUACCUAAGGGCAUAGUUGCAAGCGAUUCAGUAAAAAGAAUUUCAAGGUUAUUUGACGAUGCGGACACACAUCUACAACUGCUACAAGUUCUUAUACAAGGCUACCAGUUAUGCACAGCGGAGGUGAUUGAGUGUACUCGAUGUUUUCAUCGAUCAUCACUGCAGUCUAUGAUGGAGGAUCCCGACUUCGAUGGCCACGCUUCAUGGUGUCGCUAUGACAAUCCGCACAAACUUGAAAUAUUACUUUUGAAAUUGUGUGAUAUGCGAAACCCUAAAGAGGGCUUCUCACUUAGUGAGCGGAUUGCACGACUCGAACAAGACGUCGAGGCGAUGUAA
Messenger RNA from Eremothecium sinecaudum, 930 nucleotides. It is a transcript of the gene PML39, whose product is annotated as Pml39p. The coding region runs from base 1 to 930 and encodes 309 amino acids. NCBI's taxonomy places the organism in Eukaryota, Fungi, Ascomycota, Saccharomycetes, Saccharomycetales, Saccharomycetaceae. The record is from RefSeq and is a predicted model, not a curated record. The transcript has a single exon. Gene Ontology annotation, molecular function: zinc ion binding.